Dimorphilus gyrociliatus is the source of this 3088-nucleotide messenger RNA. The record is from the annotation of a GenBank genome assembly. Lineage: Eukaryota; Metazoa; Annelida; Polychaeta; Dinophilidae.
ACACAGUUAGCUGCGUCGCAGAAAACAGGGAGGAAAAUUUCUUUGAUGUAAUUAAAUCGACUCAAGAGUGAGGCCGUUUGCCGUGACAACGUACCUGUGAUAGGAACUUAGGAGAUUGAUAAGGGACAAUGACCCAGUCUCAUUUGUAAUAUGAUUGCGAAGAUAAAAAAUUAUGUCAUUAGUUGAUCGAAUACUUAAGGCUUUGCCGAUCAAACGGAAAGAGCGUCCAGAGACAAGAAAUGUUUUUGUUGGAAUAAAACCUGAUGAUGGGGCUGAAGAACAGCGUUUCCCAUCCAACAGAAUAGUAUCCUCAAAACUCAUUAUCGAUUCUCCAGUUUCACCCAUAACUAGUGGCUUACCUUUAGCAUUUGUUGUCAUUCUUACUGCUUUAAAGCAGGGCUAUGAAGACUUUCUUCGGCACAAGGCGGAUCGGGAAGUUAAUAGAAGUCCUGCCUAUGUUUUCAGGGAUGGAAAUUUCGUUAGAGUCGAAUCUCAUGAAAUUGUGGUCGGAGAUGUAGUAAAAGUACUCUCCAACGAAGGAAUACCUUGUGAUAUGGUUAUGAUAUCUUCUUCAAGCAACGAUGGAGAAUGUUUUAUCACUACUGCAAAUUUAGACGGCGAAACGAAUUUAAAGAAAUUUAGAGCUCUACUUGAAACCAAGUCUUUUACAAAUGACGAAACUUUGACAAACUUAAAGAUGAAAAUUGAAUGCGAACAACCAACUACAAAUUUAUAUAAAUUUAUUGGCACUUUAAAUAUUUUCGAUGGCGAAAGGAAAAAAGUAUCGUUAUCAUCUGAGAAUGUCCUAUUACGUGGAUGUUGUUUAAAGAAUACCGAUUUUGUGAUGGGUUGCGCUAUUUACACUGGACAGGAAACGAAAAUGGGAUUAAACUCUAGGAAAUCAACAAUAAAAUUUUCGAGGAUAGAAAAGACUAUGAAUCGUUUUUUAAUUUUUUACCUUUGUCUUCUACUCUUUGAAUCUGCUCUUUUGGUUGGUUUGAAACAUAACUUUUUUUCCAACGACGAGAACAAAAAUUUAUGGUAUAUUGAUAAUGAAGACAGCCCGUCCUUUAAAGUAAUUGUGGAAGAACUUCUCGCCUUUAUGAUUUUAUUAAAUUAUACCAUACCGAUUUCGAUGUAUGUUACAGUAGAACUGCAAAAAUUCUUUGGCUCUAUGUUUUUCGAAUGGGAUCGCGAAAUAUACGAUCCGAAGACAAACGAAGCCGCCAGAGCUAUCACAUCGGAUUUAAAUGAAGAAUUAGGACAAAUAGAAUACUUGUUUACUGAUAAGACGGGAACUCUAACUGAAAAUAAUAUGAAAUUUCGGCAAUGUUCAGUUAAUGGCAUUAAAUUUGUGGAUGUUUAUGGCAAAUUAUGCAAAAAGGAAAAAAACAUUCAACCCGAUCCAUUGAGAUCAUACGAUGAAGUCAUUGAUCUCUUGAAAGCCGUUGCCUUAUGUCAUACAGUUCGCGUGGAAAAAGUUGAUAAACCCAAUGGUGUUGUAAAUAAAGGCUUUAGCCACGAAGAAGAGUGUAUACCUAUGUCAGUUUUGAAUGAUAGCGCUGAUGAAGCGGAUCAUAAUCAUAAUUUUCAAGCCAGUUCGCCUGAUGAGAAGGCAUUAGUGGAAGCUUGUAGGGACUAUGGUGUUAUUUUUCAAGGUACCGUUGACAAUGUUAUGAAAUUAAAAAUAGGAAAGACAGUGAAAUUAUAUAAAUUGAUUCAUACACUUGAGUUUGACCCCGUUCGCAAGCGUAUGAGCGUAAUGAUACAGGACGAAAGAGGCGAUGCUACACUAUAUGUGAAAGGUGCAGACUCUCAUAUUGUUCCAAGAUUAACAGGUGAAAAAGAAACAGUUUUUAGUUCUUGUUCAGAUUAUGCUAAGGACGGACUAAGAACUUUAGUCAUUGCCAAAAAAGAAUUAUCAAAAAGUGAAUUUGAAAGAGAUCAUGAAAUUUUAACAACGGCUCACAAUUCAGUUGCAAAUAGAGAUGAAAAUGUUGCAUUAGCUUAUGAUCAGGUAGAAAGAGAUUUAACUCUUGUUGGAGUUACUGCGGUUGAAGAUGAGCUACAAGAAGGGGUUCCAGAGACUCUUACCUCUUUAAGAACUGCGGGUAUAAAAGUAUGGGUAUUAACAGGAGAUAAAGAAGAAACAGCUGUAAAUAUUAGCUAUUUUGCCGGCCAUUUCGAUAAGAAUAUGCAAGAAAUGCGUUUAACAAAUCGAAUUUCCGAGGAGGAUUGCGUAGAGUUUCUAAAACAAAAUAAGAAAAUAUUAACCGACAAUGUACAUGGUCAGUACGCCUUAAUAAUUGAUGGCCACAGUUUGGCUAUUGCUCAAAAAUGCUGCAGAGAAUUAUUACAAGAAGUUUGUUUAUUGGCUUCAACCGUACUCUGUUGUAGAAUGUCUCCAAUUCAAAAAGCUGACGUUGUAAAAUUGAUUAAAGAAUCGAAGAGACAUCCAACAACUGCUGCUAUUGGAGAUGGAGCUAAUGAUGUUUCUAUGAUUCAAGAAGCUCACGUUGGAAUUGGUUUAAUGGGAAAAGAAGGUAGGCAGGCUGUUAGGGCCAGUGACUACGCUUUUGGGAGAUUUAAAUUUCUUCGUAAGGCAAUAUUAGUUCAUGGACAUUACUUUUAUGUUCGUUUGGCUAUACUUGUUCAAUAUUUCUUUUAUAAACUGAUGCUUGAAACUUACUACUGGUGUAUACCUACAUGCAUUGGAUUCCUAGUCACGUUUAUUGGUUACUUCGUUCUGACUACAAUAUAUAGUGUGGCAAAUUGGCCAGCUCUGUUCACUCCAAUAUUUUAUAGAAGUUUUACCAGAAUGUGUGAAAAUCAUAUGUGGUGGCUUUCAAUUUUAGGUUUGAUUGUUACUUGCAUAGUCCCAGAUAUUGUUCUGAGAGCAAUUCAGGAUGCAAAAUUAGGAUUUAAAAAGUCAAUUUACAGAAGAACUUCCGGAAGGUCAAUUCCCUACCAAAGACAAGAGGAUUAUACUGACAAUAACAUACCUCGAAAUGUAACUGUUGUAUCGAACACUGUAAAAGGCUUUGCCAACCCGUCAUACGACAGUGCAAUGGAAUCGACUCAUCUAUAA